Molecule: messenger RNA, 348 nt
Organism: Alnus glutinosa
Lineage: Eukaryota; Viridiplantae; Streptophyta; Magnoliopsida; Fagales; Betulaceae
Exons: 2
Coding region: 1-348 (115 amino acids)
Source: RefSeq, a predicted model, not a curated record
AUGGCUAUUGGUAUGUCACCUUAUCAGUUGGUGUUUGGGAAACCAUGCCACCUUCUAGUUGAGUUAGAACACAAGGCUUAUUGGGCUAUCAAGAGUUUCAACAUGAAGAUGGAUGAAAGUGGAGAACACAGGAUGUUGCUUCGUUUGUUUCUGGGUAAGUUGCGUUCUCGUUGGGUUAGACCUUUUGUUGUUACUAAUGUUUUUCCUCGUGGUGCUGUUGAAAUUCAAAGUUUAGCAACUUCCAAAGUGUUCAAGGUGAAUGGCCAUAGACUUAAGAUUUUCUAUGAAGAUUUCCAAGUAGAGAAUGUUGGAAAAUUGGACCUUGAGGAUCCGAUUUAUACUGAUUGA